AUGUCUGAUCCAUCUGCCAAACUGAAAUUGGCUAAGGAUACGCUCGUUUCAUCCCUCUUUGAGCUUUCUAAAGCUGCUAAUCAAAGUGCUGGAUCUAUCAUCGAUUUCUAUAAUGCUAUCGGUGAGGACGAAGAGGAGAGGUUGGAGGCCUUCACGACGCUCACAGAAUCUCUCCAGAAACUAACUUCCGCUAGUAACCAAAUUCAUGCGGUAAGCUCCGAUUUGACGAACCCUACGGAAGACGAAAAAGAAACAUUAGCAUUAACUUCUCCCGUCAAGCAAAAUCAGACGAAGAAGAAGGCAGAGCGCGAUCCUAAUGCUCCCAAGAAACCAUUGACGGUCUUUUUUGCUUACUCCGCGUACGUGCGUCAAGCACUACGCGAAGACAGACAAAAAGAGGGUUUACCUCCCCUAUCUUCAACCGAAAUUACGCAGGAAAUUUCAAAGAAGUGGAAAGAAUUAAGCGAUUCGGAGAAAGAUAAAUGGAAACAAGCUUAUACUGCUGAACUCGAAAACUACCAGAAAGAGAAGCAGAGAUACUUGGAGGCUAAAAAGAAUGGCACUGCUCCCACGCAAGACGGACCAAGCACCGCACCAAUUCCAAUACCCGAUUACUUGCAGGGUGGUUUAGAAGACGAAUAUGAACCCGUCAAAGAAAAGAGACCUCAUGAGGAUGAAGGGUCGUCGAACACCUCUGAAAAGAAAAAGAAAAAGAAGAAAAAGGACAAGAAGAAGGACAAACAUGCCUCCUUGUAA
Messenger RNA from Lachancea mirantina, 756 nucleotides. Lineage: Eukaryota; Fungi; Ascomycota; Saccharomycetes; Saccharomycetales; Saccharomycetaceae. The record is from the annotation of a GenBank genome assembly.